CUUGUAACUGUCUACAUGCCGGACAGUGGAGCAGCCAUCAUGUUACUCACAGUGACACCUCUGGUGGAUCCAGGUCCCCCAUCUCCAACUCCUCCUCCAACAGCACCUAAGCCUCCUAAAGACAAUGCUAAACUCCAGCGUCUCAUGAAAAAAGCAUCAAAGCGGACUGGUGUGCAGGCUUCCCCUACUCAGCCACAUAAAGCCUUCCGUUCCACUUUAUCCCCUGUCAAUGAAGGUGAAUGGGAAAAUCUGGAACCUACAGCACCCAGGAAGCUUGUCCCUCCUUCUCUGAAUCUUCCCCCUCGCUUCCAGAUAAGGGGUUUAACACACCGUGUUCCUUCACCUUACCCAAAGCACCGUGGAUUUACAUUUACUGUAGUAGAGCAGCACAGCCUAAACCAGUUCCUCAACUCACCUCCACCUUAUGACACACCAUCUCCUCGCCCACCAGAUGCCAACAUCCCUGAUGUGUUUACUCGCCGAGAUCAAGCCAAUGAAACACACCCAAGCUGCUCUCCAGGGGCCCAAACUUCUCCAUAUUGUCUACCAGAAACCCCUACACCCAAACCUACAACUCCCACUCCCUCAUUAGUUUCUCAAACCCCCAGCCAUGGCCAAGAUGCCACGGCUGUCUUUUACCCGUCCAAAACACCCCAAAAAAGUUGUGGAUCCCCCUUUCCAAAAAUAGGAGAAAAUAAGAAUCAAUUUCAUAAUAACCAUAAAACCUUAAACGCAGAAAGUAGCUCAUCCCCAAAACCAGAAACCACAGUUUUAGCCAUAGCUUUUAGUGGUCUUUCAAAAGACACUGGUGCAGAGACACCCACCAAUGUACUUGCAGAUCAGAGUGUGGCCACAGAUAAGCAAAGCGGAUGCAGCCCUCCAGUGAUGACACCAACAACAGAAUCAGUCUUAUCCUCUACGCCAGAAGUCACAGAGAUUACCAGACCUAUCUCAUCUUGCUUUGUUGGUACAGAUAUUCCUCCCCCUACCUCAGCUUUUGCUUCAGACACAACUCAGAGUCCACUUACACAAAGGGACACAGAAAUACACGGUGGUUUAACCCCUCUUCCUUCAGGAACAACAUGUACAAAUCCUGCCUCGAAAAAUAAAAUUUCCUUAAAAAACCACUGCACCCCCAAGACCGAUGAAUCUGAUCAUACAGCCCCAAGUCCAGUGGUAUCAUCUCCUAAAGGAAAAGCCCCUAUUUCUGAAGAGAUGAAUCUUUUAAAAAAACCCGAGCGCCCCAGGCCUCCUAGAAGAAAACCAGGAGGAGGGUGGGCUAGGUUGGUCAAACACCUGGUAGUAGAGCCAGAGGAACCAAAAUUCCCUGAAAGCCAUAGUGUGGAAGUGAAGGAUGAGACAGGAGAGAAGAAUGUUAAUACAGUCACAGAUGGGCCUCAGCCAAGCCGGCCAAGUCGUGCCAAUAAAAUGUGGGAUGCUCUACUAUAUCACAUGUCUUCUACAUCCAGCAAAACUGAAGAGAAAUCAGGGACUGAACCCCCUCCUCAAAUUCCAUUUCUACGAUUCCGCCUUCCUCUUCUCCUUCACCGACCUCGGUUUGAUGCACGAAAGCUAAAGGAGGCUGCAUCACGUCCCCUGAGAAGAGUAAGUUCUUUCUUUCACCGGAAAACAAGUGAGCAACCAAUCAGCAACUUCAACAGGACAGCAUCUGGUUGGAGCAUCCGAGGCGAUGAAGCAGAUCAAGGGGUGGAGCAAGUUAAGGAGAUGAUUAAAGUGUAGGAGAUUUGUUUGGGCAUUUAUUCUUAGCUGAACACUGCUACAACCUCUGAUCUUAAAUUGUAGGUUUCUCUGGCACAAUUAAUACAAGUGUAGUCUCAAGUGUCCUUAUGUGAAAGGCAGGGUUUAAGGGAUAUUUACCUUUGCACUGUACAAAAGAGGACAUUUUAUUAAAGUUUUGCAAAAAUGUUUGUCCUUGAACUGGAUCAACUUGUCAGACUUCUAAGGCCCCUGGUUUGAAAUGUGUUGCGGUGAGCAAAUAAGAAUGAAUACUACCAUAGGUAGCAUGGGUUUCCUGCUAGUUUCAUUUUUUACACAAGUAUGUUAAUAUAUUUAAUUCCUGUAUUUUGUGUACAAUGUUCCUUUAAGAACCAAAAAAAAUGCAUUACAAGAGGAAUUAGAAAGGCAGAAAACUAAAAUGAGAAAAUGAAAGUUAGAGCAUAUAAAGAUAUAGAAGAUAUAGACAGACAUGGGAGGAGAGAGGGGCCAGAGAUGGUGUAAUGAGGUAAAGAAACUCACCACAUCAAGGGUCGUCUACCAAAAUCCGUUCAUAUUUUCCAUGUCCAGUUGGAACAAACUUGUAUUUCUUGCUAGCAGCUGAGUUCUGGGGAGAGAUGGAGUCAAAAGAUCAGAAUCAAACAGUGGUCCUAAGUCCAGAAAUAAAGCAACCCAGGUGCCUUGGUGUUCUGGUUUAUUCUUUAAUCUUUUAUUAAAGAUAUUUACUUUUUUGGGGGACUGUCCUUAGAAUAUAAAAGUAAUCACUGAGUAUCAUGUUGCUGAAAAACCCAACAUAUAAAAAAUAUAUAUAAAUUUGUGAAAACAUUUACAUAUCACUAAUAAAACUGUAAAUGAAA
Bombina bombina (fire-bellied toad) is the source of this 2591-nucleotide messenger RNA. RefSeq names its product proline rich 33 (gene PRR33). Lineage: Eukaryota; Metazoa; Chordata; Amphibia; Anura; Bombinatoridae. Bases 16 to 1740 code for a protein of 574 amino acids. The record is from RefSeq and is a predicted model, not a curated record. The transcript has 2 exons.